GAAAGAAAAAGCAAGAAAAGCAACAAAUCCUUUUGUUGUUCCUUUGAUCUGUAACUCACUAUUAUGGAAAGAACAAACGCCAGCAGUGGAAGUUUCAGAAACCUACCCUUUUAAUCUUAUCUUCUUCGCGAACGUCUUUCUUAUGUAAUAAGCUCUACUUCGUGCAAGCUUCUGCUCCAAGUUGAAUUACUUGGAAUUCAUCAUCAGAAAUCUAUGCAGGAAAUGGGUAUGUUCAUGUUUGUCUAUUAGUCAUUCUAUGGAUCAGAGGAGGAGGAUUCUGAUAAGCAAUCCAUAAAAAUCAGCACCUGGCCACAAGGAUUAACAAGGAGGAUCAUGGAGAUAUUAACUGAUGAAAACAUCAAACUGAUAUCAGUUGCAGACACGGCAGAAUACAGAUAUCCAAAUGUUACAGAAAACACAGAGACAAAUGUUACAGAUCACAUAGAUCAGAUAGUUGCAGAACACAGUGACCCAACAGACAAGUUUCCAUUCAUGAAGGCAUUGAGAAGCAGGGAGAACCAUAGUGAUCCUUGUGGGGGGAAAUAUAUUUUUUUGCAUACACUACCAAGAAGGUUUAACGCAGACAUGCUGAAGGACUGCAAGAACCUUAACCAAUGGGUUGAUAUGUGUAAGUUCAGUUUGAAUUAUGGUUUAGGCCUUCCACUGAAGAACAAGGAGAAUGUUUUCACGAAAAAAGGUUGGUUUGCUACAGACCAAUUUGCACUGGAUUUGAUCUUCAAUAAUAGGAUGAGACACUACGAAUGCUUAACAAGUGAUCCAGCCAUGGCAGCCGCGUUUUUUGUUCCUUUCUAUGCUGGGAUAGAUGUGGGACGAUACCUUUGGGGGCCCUAUAACAUUUCUGUGAGGGAUGCUGCUUCUCUUGAGCUUGUCACGUGGUUGGUGAGAAGGCCUGAAUGGAAAAUCAUGCGAGGCAAGGAUCAUUUUCUUGUAGGAGGAAGAAUUACCUGGGAUUUCCGAAGAAGAACAGAUUCGGAAUCCGACUGGGGAAACAAGCUCCUGGUCCUGCCUGAACUCAAGAACAUAUCUAUGUUGGUUAUAGAAUCUAGUCCAUGGCAUGCAAAUGACUUUGCUGUGCCUUACCCUACAUACUUCCAUCCUGCAAAGGAUAAAGAAGUAAUUGAUUGGCAGAAGAGAGUGAGGAGAUUUAACAGGCCUUGGCUUUUCUCGUUUGUCGGUGCCCCACGUCCUCAACAAGUUGACUCAAUCCGUGGGCAGAUAAUUGAUCAGUGCAGGAGAUCUUCUCGAUGCAGAUUGUUAGAAUGUGGCACUGGGAAGAACAGUUGUUAUUCUCCCAGCAACGUUAUGAGGGUAUUUCAGGGUUCGGUUUUCUGUCUCCAACCUCAGGGUGAUUCAUUCACUAGAAGAUCUGCUUUUGAUUCAAUCCUUGCCGGCUGUGUGCCUGUUUUCUUUCAUCCUGCAUCUGCAUAUACACAGUACAUAUGGCAUUUGCCACGGAAUUACUCCAAGUACUCGGUCUUCAUAUCCGAGGAUGACAUCAGAGAAGGGAACACUCUGAUAGAGCAAAGGUUACUUAAACUAUCACAGGAUCAGAUCAGCAAGAUGAGAGAAGAGGUGAUCAAACUUAUUCCAAAGUUGGUCUAUGCUGACCCACGAUCUAAACUAACAAAGAUCAGAGAUGCUUUUGACAUAUCAGUCGAAGCAGUGAUUGACCGGGUGGCAAAGUUGAGGAUGAACAUAGUUAAUGGCGUUCAUGAGAAUGAGCCUGAUGAAAGUUACAGUUGGAAGUAUCCUCUACUAGAGCCAGGGGCAGACACAGUAGUGGGGGAGUAUGAAUGGGAUCAUUUCUUCUAUAAACAGAAGGAAGGAUAAUAGAAGCCCGUGAACAGUUUUGUACGUUAUCAAAGAAAUCCUUAUACAUUCAUUGGUUUUAUUUUUCUUUGACUUUUCCAAUGUACAUAAUCAAUUGACAUUGAUUUCAAAUACUUUAG
Nymphaea colorata (pocket water lily) is the source of this 1970-nucleotide messenger RNA. Its product is annotated as xyloglucan galactosyltransferase KATAMARI1 homolog. The record is from RefSeq and is a predicted model, not a curated record. The transcript has 2 exons. Gene Ontology annotation, molecular function: glycosyltransferase activity. Bases 334 to 1851 code for a protein of 505 amino acids. Lineage: Eukaryota; Viridiplantae; Streptophyta; Magnoliopsida; Nymphaeales; Nymphaeaceae.